This is a messenger RNA of Zea mays, 1704 nucleotides long. RefSeq lists its product as uncharacterized. The record is from RefSeq and is marked provisional. Lineage: Eukaryota; Viridiplantae; Streptophyta; Magnoliopsida; Poales; Poaceae.
CGUCGAUCCCUCCAUGAAGAUCCUACAAAUCUAGCUACGCAGCUAGCGAUCGAUCGAAUUCCAUAUCAUUGUUUACUCAGACACAUCAUCAGCUACGUAACUGCGUCAGCUUCUGGUUGAUCGGAUCGCGUCCAUGGCUGCGGCGGCCGGGGGCGGCAGGCGGCCGUGGGUGGUGGACGUGGAGAAGAAGCUGGGCGAGGCGGACGCGUCGGUGGAGGUGUCGCGGUGGCAGCGGCACUGCAUCUACCGCGUCCCGGCGUGCAUCAAGGACCUGAAGCCCAAGGCGUACAAGCCGCAGGUGGUGUCGCUGGGCCCUUUCCACCACGGCGACGCGGAGCUGGUCCCCAUGGAGGAGCACAAGCGGCGGGCGCUGCGGCACCUCCUGCGCCGCGCCAAGAGGCCGCUGGAGGACUUCGUGGCCGCCGUGGAGGAGAUCGCGGAGCCGCUGGAGAGCGCGUACCUGGACCUCGGCGCCGAGUGGCGCGGCGGCGGGAGGGAGCGGUUCCUGGAGGUGAUGAUCGUCGACGGCUGCUUCCUGCUGGAGGUGAUGAGAGCCACCGUCCUCGACGGGAAGAACACCGCCGACUACGCGCCCAACGACCCCAUCUUCAGCCACCACGGGGUGCUGUACAUGGUGCCGUACAUCCGCCGCGACAUGCUCAUGCUCGAGAACCAGCUCCCGCUCAUCCUGCUCGAGAAGCUCGUCGCCGUCGAGACUGGCAAGCCUACGAACGGCGAUGCCAUCAACAGGAUGGUGCUGAGGUUCCUGUCCCCGACACCGCGGCUACCACCCACCGGCGUCGGCAUCGGGCUCCACGCGCUGGACGUGCACCGCCGGAACAUGCUGUACGGGCACUACCAGCACCGCCCCCGGCGCGACGUGCCGGAGACGGACAUCAUCCGGUCCGCGGUGGAGCUGUACGAGGCCGGGAUCCGGUUCAGGAAGAGCGUCUCGGACAGCCUGCACGACAUCCGGUUCCGGCACGGCGUGCUGAGCAUGCCGGCGGUGACGGUGGACGACUCCACCGAGUACAUGUUCCUCAACAUGAUGGCGUUCGAGCGGCUGCACGUCGGCGCCGGCAACGACGUGACGGCGUACGUCUUCUUCAUGGACAACAUCAUCGACUCGGCCAAGGACGUGGCGCUGCUCAGCUCCAGGGGCGUCAUCCAGAACGCCGUGGGCAGCGACAAGGCCGUGGCCAAGCUCUUCAACAGCAUCUCCAAGGACGUGGUGCUGGAGCCCGAGAGCGCGCUGGACGCCGUGCACCGGGAGGUGAACGCCUACUGCCGGAAGCCCUGGAACAUGUGGCGCGCCAACCUCAUCCACACCUACUUCCGCAGCCCCUGGGCGUUCCUCUCCCUCGCCGCCGCCGUCUUCCUGCUCGUCAUGACCGUCAUGCAGACCGUCUACACCGUCAUGCAAUUCUACCAGGGCGGCGGCAGCGGCAGUGACGGCGGAUCGUCGGCGGCGCCGGCGCCGGCGUGAUGAUCGAUCUCUGCACUGCAGCCUUUUGAUUGCAUUGGUCUGCAUGCGUGAUCUGUUUGAGCUUGUUUUGAUCGCGUUCCUUUUUCUUGAGGUAUAUCGAUUGGUUGUGUACUUGUGUGUGUUGAUUCUUGUCGUGGAUUCCAGUUGUUGAUUUCUCCUUUUUCGGUCUCUUUCCGAGUUUGUUUCUAUAUUUGAAUUAACGGGUUUUCAAAUUAUGG